Sinocyclocheilus rhinocerous is the source of this 5126-nucleotide messenger RNA. Its product is annotated as DNA-directed RNA polymerase, mitochondrial-like. Lineage: Eukaryota; Metazoa; Chordata; Actinopteri; Cypriniformes; Cyprinidae. Gene Ontology annotation, cellular component: mitochondrial DNA-directed RNA polymerase complex. The record is from RefSeq and is a predicted model, not a curated record. Gene Ontology annotation, biological process: mitochondrial transcription. The coding region runs from base 86 to 3865 and encodes 1259 amino acids. The transcript has 19 exons. Gene Ontology annotation, molecular function: protein binding; DNA-directed RNA polymerase activity; mitochondrial promoter sequence-specific DNA binding.
GUCGUCGCUCUCUGAGGUCUGGGCUCAUUGUGUCGUCUAUGAACUAGUCAGGUCUGAACAAAAUGGCGGCCUUCUGCACGGGAUAAUGAGGUGUCUCAAAACUAUAUACAACAUGUCACUUUUGAGACUGUGUGUCUAUUCAGCGGGGUUAACUCGCAGUUUUGCGGUUGACAGAAGUGUUCGGAGAUUUCUGAAUGGCGAUUAUUGUCGCCUGUGUCUCAGAUUACGGAGUAAUGUUGAGAGACAAAUACAAGACAAAACAUGGGCUACAAUUUACCAAAGACACUAUUCAGCCAUCCCUAAGAAGGAAGAUGGGAAGAAAAGAUUCUGGGAACAGUCUCAGUUGUUGGAUGUUCUGGAGGCCAGAAUCCAACAGCUGCAAUCUGAGUCCGUUGUAGACAUCAAACAUUCAAAGGUGCAAAUCAUCAAAGUGCAGCAGAAAAUAAAGAAAACGUCACCUGGGAAUAGUCAAAAGAACUUGCUGGGAGAAAAAGCAGAAAUGCAUAAAAGUGGGCCAUCUGCCAAAAAAGUUGUAACUGAAGGUGUCAUGCCUUUCAAAAGUCACGCAGGCCGCUGGAUGGAGAAACUCAAGCGUGAAAAGUGGAUUAAUCCCAUAAAACAAACUUCACAUAGAAUGCACGACAAGCCAGUUGUGGGUAAAAGCAGCAAAGGUAGUUCGAUGCUUCCUGCUACAUCUACAAAGACCAUCACAAUAGGCAAAAGAAGUAAGACAAACACUAAAGUAGAAGACUCCAAAGCUACUGCGUCUACCACAACGUCCUCCAAUGUCUGUGCUGUGCAAAAAAAGUCUAAACAGAAGGUUUCAAGAGUCUCAGCGAGUUUAGUCGCCAGGUUUCCAGGAGUGCAAAAGAUCUCCAACAGUAAAGGUGGCUGUGUUACUGAGAUGUCUACACAAGAGAAACGGGCAGAUAAAGAAUUUGAUGAGAAAGAGGAGCUUAAUGUAGACAACGUAAUCGAGCAGCAGAGCUUGAGUGCUCCUGAAAAGCUUCUGGAGGAUAAGGAAGGAAACCGCUAUGGAGAUCCUCAGCUCAGAAUUCGUUGUUACUUGGAGGCGUGUGUUUUCAUUGACGAUGUAACUCGAGCUCAGAGCUUUCUACUUUCUCAUCACCGUCAAUUAUCCAAACGAAUGCACUUGUCUAUCAGCGCCUACAACAUCAUAAUGAGGAUGUGGGCCAAAAAAGGUUCCAUCAAUCACAUUCGUCGCUUGUUCAUUCUGAUUGAUGAAGCAGGUCUGAAACCCAACGUCGCGUCUUACAGCGCUGCUCUGGAGUGCAUGGGUCGCAUGCCUGUGUGUCAAACAUGGAUCAUUAAAAGGUGUCUGCAGCAGAUGGAAAUGGACGGCCUGUCCGUGGAUGAUGUGUUCAGACAGUGUGUGUUUAAAAAGGAUGAAAGAGAAAUGGUUCUGAGGGCCGUCCAAUUGGUGCAACCCGAAUACCAACCCAAUGUAUCCAGAGAUCAACCUGUCUGUUCCCUGCCAUUGGUGGAACAGUUUUAUGCUGAGAGGGAAGGUGCCACGUAUCCUAAACUGGACUUCAGCCUGAAAGAACUGCGGGACCGGUUUAGUCUUCAGCUGGCUAUGGAGAAAGCCACUACCAUCACUAUUGACUCAGUGGAGGCCUUAAAGCCUGUCACCGAGAACAUGGCCAAAAUGAGAGAAUUACUAGCAACACGGCGCAAACACUGGGAGAAAGCUCUCCUCCAUGCACUGAAGGAAAAGAAACGGAUAUUAUCCAGCAAAAGCCAGAAGUCCUGGAGUACCUGCAUAUACCCAUACCUGUGUAUCCUGGAUGAUCAGGAUUAUGUGAACAUCAUGCUUCAGAGUUUAGACAAGCAGUCACCCAGUGGUGAAUCUUUGCUUAUCAUGGCGGAGGAGAUGGGAAACCGAGUCUACAAUUUGUACUCCAUCCGGCAGAAGAGCCACAGUCAGAUGAUUGAGAAGCUUGGGAGUAUCUACAACUCGUAUGCUGAGCUCCUGGCGAACGACACUGAGACCAAUGGCAUGCUGCUGCGGGACUAUUGGGCGAGUCUUGAGAUGGAGAGGUACAGCGGUCCCUCUCUUUUAAGUGACGACACCCCUUGGCCGAUGGUUCUGAUGGUGCAGCUGGGCAGCUUACUGGUUGACCUGAUGGUUCAUGAGCUCAAAAUUUGGAGCAACAUCCUCAAUCCUGCUCAAGAUAAGAAGCUCAUCCCCAUCCUUUACCACAUGUACACGUUCCGCAGCAAUCAUAAGAUUGGCUUCAUCAAACAACAUCCUAUUGUGACACAAAUCCAGAGGGUUGCGAUGGAAACCAAACUCACAUUCGACUCUUACGUCAUGCCCAUGCUGUGUCCUUCUGUUCCCUGGACGUCCCCAAAGAGCGGCGCUUACUUGUUGAUGCCAACCAAGCUGAUGCGCUCCACCGAUGGAGCCAUCCAACACCAACUUCUCCUGGAGAAGAGCCGAGAUGAGGAUCUUCAUGCCGUGCUGGACUCCCUCAAUCAGGUGGGCAACUGUCCCUGGAAGAUCAACAAGCCCCUGUUGGACAUCAUCAUCUCAAUCUUCAAUGACAAAGGCAAUGACAAGCUCUGCAUCCCUCCACCUCUCUCCGAAGCACCCGAGGUUCCUCGCUUCAACCCUCACGACCCGUCUUAUACUCAGGCCGAGAAGGCCUACAUGAAACGGGAGGGAGUCAAAGCCAAGAAGAAGGUGGCAGAGAUGCACAGCCUCCGAAUGGAUGCGCUGUAUAAGUUGUCCAUUGCCAACCACAUGAGGGACGAGAUCUUUUGGUUUCCACACAAUAUGGACUUCCGAGGGCGUACCUACCCCCGGCCGCCUUAUUUUAACCACCUUGGUAGUGACGUGACCAGGGGAUUGCUGCUGUUUGCCGAGGGACGGCCUCUCGGGCCCAAAGGCCUCAACUGGUUGAAGAUCCAUCUGGUGAACCUCACGGGGUUGAAGAAGCGUAGCUCACUAGCUGGAAGACUGGAGUAUGCUGAGAGUAUCAUGGAGGACAUCCUAGACUCGGCAGACCGUCCUCUUGACGUGGAAGAGUUCAGGGCUCGGGAUGCAGAGAAGGGUUUGAAGAUCGCGCAGGUGCUGGAGGGCUUCAUCAGCAGGAAGGUGGUGAAGCAGACGGUGAUGACUGUGGUCUAUGGCGUCACGCGCUACGGGGGCCGUCUGCAAAUCGAAAAGCGACUGAAGGAAAUCGAUGAUUUCCCUAAGGAAUACAUAUGGGAUGCGUCACAUUACCUGGUGAAGCAGGUUUUCAGCAGCUUGAAGGAAAUGUUCACUGGGACAAGAGAAAUUCAGGAAUGGCUGACGGAGAGUGCUAGGCUAAUAGCUACGUCUGGGAAAACGGUGGAAUGGGUGACGCCGCUGGGACUUCCUAUCGUUCAGCCCUACCACCGAAUAAAAAACCAAACGCUCAAGGGCAGCAUGCAGAACCUGAGCAUCCAUAUAAGUCAUGAUGCCAAUGAAAAACCAGACAGCAUGAAGCAGAAAAACGCCUUCCCUCCUAAUUUCAUCCACUCUCUGGACUCCACUCACAUGAUGCUGACAUCACUGCAUUGUUACAGGGCUGGUCUGACGUUUGUGUCCGUCCAUGACUGUUAUUGGACCCAUGCUGUGACGGUGGACACCAUGAACAGGGUGUGUCGUGAGCAGUUUGUGGCUCUGCACAGUCAGCCCAUUCUAGAGGAGCUGUCCGGGUUUCUUCUGAAGAAAUAUUGCAGCAGGCCUCCGGUUAUAUCUAAGCCAAAGAAGUUUGAAGAGUACUAUAAGAUGGCACAGCUUUUGGCCAGCGUUCCUCAAACAGGUGAUUUUGACCUGGAAAAGGUGAAAGAAUCAGUGUAUUUCUUCAGCUGAAGAGCGUAUCGUGCGCUGACGGACAGCUUUCAUCAGGAGGCUGAGAGCCCUCCACAGACCUCAUCAAAACAAGUGUGCGUGACUGAGACCGGAUUGGUCGAUCUGGUAGAUAAGUGAGUGUACGUGAGAGAAUGUUUGUGUGUGUGUGUGUGUGUGUGUGUGUCUGUCUUGUCAUAUUAUCAUAAAGUCAUCACGUAAGCACUGAAGCAGAGUUCUGGCGGAGGCGAACAGCAGGAGUCGCCCUUGUGUGCGGGUGCGAGAGCGUGGAAGCGUUCAUGCGAUCUCCUCUCGGUAUGGAGCGAGAACGCUCUCUCGGCGGGGCUCUGAUCUGCUCCUUCACUCCUGAGUGCUAACGCGGGGCUGAUUAACCACAUGAUUCUGGCUCUCAUCGAUUUCAAGGCAGCCCCGUCUGAAAGGCCCUCUCUGACAUUUCCACUUGGACAUGAUUUACUCCCAGCAUCUCACCGCAGCUGGCGGCUCUCGCAUUCACAGCCAGUGAAGAAACGUGAGGAUGUUUAUGAUAAUAGAUCAGAGCACCUUUAGGAGUAUUUUGGGAAAACUUUGGAUGACGUGUGACUUUGUGGCCAUGUGGCGUCCUUUUUUUAAGGACUCGAGAGCACUUAAAUGACUGUUUUAUAAUCAAAGACGUCUUGAUCCGUUGGGUGCUUGUCGGGGAAUGUACACAUGGCAUUCAGUGAGAAAUAAAGUCGAUAUUUUUGCACUCUGGGUCUGCGAAAGGUUAAUUGUUAUUGAAAUUUCAAGACCCAAUAAAUUGCUUCAGCAGCUUUCUUUCUGUUUUUUGGAUUUUUAAAACAUUUUAUUACAAAGGGCAAUACGAAACAAAACCAAUCCAAUGUAAGGCUACACUUGAUUACACAAGAGUUGACGUCAACAGACCUGCUCAUUUCCUGACAUCUCGAACAACCUCUGCGUGGGAAGUUGCCCUUACAAUAAUAAUAGCUCAUGGGCUUAGAGCUAUUUGCCGCCACAUAAUGUUUUAAGUAACUUAGCGCCAAUGUUUCCUCAAUUUACGGACGAAAGAAAUUCAAUUUUACCCGAGUUGAGUUUGCAGUGUGAUCAGAUAAACAUGUCUUUCUACAGCACAAUAACCAGUUUAAUGUGAUUCACAAGCCAGUGACUCUUAUGAAGUAAAUAAAACACUCAGAAGACAAACUCUGGUUAGAUCAUUUAAACCUAAUCCUAAACUGAAUAAAUAAUUAAAUCUGUCAGUGUUACAGAAUUAUCUGAUUUGCUGAUUCAU